Messenger RNA from Ananas comosus (pineapple), 2703 nucleotides. RefSeq names its product delta-1-pyrroline-5-carboxylate synthase-like. The coding region runs from base 302 to 2449 and encodes 715 amino acids. Gene Ontology annotation, cellular component: cytoplasm. Gene Ontology annotation, molecular function: kinase activity; ATP binding; glutamate-5-semialdehyde dehydrogenase (NADP+) activity. Lineage: Eukaryota; Viridiplantae; Streptophyta; Magnoliopsida; Poales; Bromeliaceae. The transcript has 21 exons. The record is from RefSeq and is a predicted model, not a curated record.
AUUAUUAUAUGCGUCGUUGAACAAUCUGUGAAUGGAAAAAGGACUUCUAUUUGGAAAUUGGACACUCGAAGUUGCCAUGGUGCUCUUGGUCCACGCAAAACAUGACUCUAUCCCGUAGACCACAGCCGCCUCUCUUUCCCCCCUGUUCACUGGUAUACUAUAAAACGCAGAUCGUGAGCCGGUGAGGGCCAGGAUACAGAGGAGAGAGAUAGGCUUCGUCUCUAAUCGCCGCACCUCCUCCGCUCCUUCGGUGGCGGAGAGAGAAAGAGAGAGAGAGAGAAAGAGAGAGAGAGCGUCGAAAAUGGCGGCCAUGGAUCCCACUCGAGCUUUUAUCAAGGAUGUGAAGCGCGUUAUCAUCAAAGUCGGGACCGCUGUUGUUACUAGAACAGAGGGGAGAUUGGCUCUGGGAAGACUUGGUGCCCUAUGUGAACAGGUUAAAGAGCUCAAUUCUCGAGGUUUUGAGGUGAUUUUGGUCACUUCCGGUGCCGUUGGUGUCGGGCGGCAGAGGCUUAGAUACAGAAGGCUUCUCAAUAGCAGCUUUUCUGAUCUCCAGAAGCCACAAGUAGAGCUGGAUGGAAAAGCAUGCGCGGCUGUCGGUCAGAAUGGCUUAAUGGCUCUUUAUGAUGCUUUAUUCAGUCAGCUCGAUGUGACAUCGUCUCAACUUCUUGUGACCGAUAGUGAUUUCAAGGAUCCAGAUUUCAGGAUGCAGCUUUCUGAAACCGUCAACUCAUUAUUAGCACUUAGAGUUAUUCCUGUGUUCAAUGAAAAUGAUGCAAUCAGUACUAGGAAAGCUCCUUACGAGGAUUCCUCUGGCAUCUUCUGGGAUAAUGACAGUUUAGCAGCUCUACUGGCCAUGGAAUUAAAAGCUGAUCUUCUCAUUUUGCUGAGUGAUGUGGAAGGCCUCUACAGUGGCCCGCCUAGUGAACCUCAAUCAAAGAUUAUUCAUACGUAUGUGAAAGAAAAGCAUCAUGGUGAGAUUACAUUUGGGGACAAGUCAAGGGUAGGAAGAGGGGGCAUGACUGCUAAAGUAAAGGCUGCAAUCUAUUCUGCAUCGGCUGGCACUCCUGUUGUAAUUACAAGUGGUUUCGCCACUGAUAGCAUAACGAAAGUACUUAAAGGAGAGAGAGUUGGCACCCUCUUCCAUCAGGAUGCAAGUUUAUGGGCAUUACCUAAUGAAGUUAGUGCACGUGAGAUGGCAGUUUCUGCAAGAGAAUGUUCCAGGCGUCUGCAGAGUGUUUCAUCAGAAGAGCGCAAGAAGAUAUUGCUGGACAUUGCUGACGCCCUAGAGGCGAAUGAAAAAUUAAUCAGAACUGAAAAUGAAUCUGAUAUUGCUGCUGCACAACAAGCUGGAAUAGAGAAAUCUUUGAUUUCUAGAUUGACUCUAAAGCCUGGAAAGAUAUCCAGCCUUGCAAAGUCAAUACGUGUACUUGCAAAUAUGGUAGACCCAAUUGGCCAGAUAUUGAAGAGAACAGAGCUUGCAGAUGGGCUUAUCUUAGAGAAGACAUCGUGCCCCUUGGGUGUUCUCCUGAUUGUUUUUGAGUCCCGCCCUGAUGCCUUAGUUCAGAUUGCAUCUUUAGCAGUUCGAAGUGGGAACGGGCUUCUCUUGAAAGGUGGGAAGGAAGCCAUGAGAUCCAAUGCAAUAUUACAUAAGGUCAUUUGUGGGGCAAUUCCAAGCACUGUAGGUGACAAGCUUAUUGGUCUUGUAACAUCAAGAGAUGAAAUUCCUGAUUUACUGAAGCUUGAUGAUGUGAUUGAUCUUGUUAUUCCAAGAGGAAGUAAUAAGCUUGUUUCUCAAAUCAAAGCGUCAACCAAGAUUCCUGUUUUAGGUCACGCUGAUGGCAUUUGUCAUGUCUACAUUGACAGAUCGGCUGACAUGGAUAUGGCAAAACGCAUUGUAUUGGAUGCAAAGACGGACUAUCCUGCGGCCUGCAAUGCUGUGGAAACGCUUCUUAUUCAUAAGGAUCUGUUGAAGACUGAGGGCCUUAACGAUAUACUACUGGAGCUUAAAACAGAAGGAGUUGCUCUUUAUGGUGGACCUAGAGCAAGUGAUGAGUUGGGUAUUCCAAAGGCAAAAUCACUCCAUCACGAAUAUAACUCAAUGGCUUGCACACUUGAAAUUGUCGACGAUGUACACACCGCGAUCGACCAUAUACAUCGUUACGGAAGCGCACAUACUGAUUGUAUAGUUGCAGAAGAUCUUAAGGUUGCAGACAUCUUCCUCCAUCAAGUUGACAGUGCUGCAGUGUUCCAUAAUGCUAGCACGAGGUUCUGUGAUGGGGCUCGUUUUGGAUUAGGUGCAGAGGUCGGCAUAAGCACUAGUAGGAUUCAUGCUCGAGGUCCUGUUGGUGUUGAAGGGUUGCUGACGACUAGAUGGAUUUUGAGAGGAAGCGGACAAGUAGUGAAUGGUGACCAAGGGGUUGUGUACACCCACAAUAAUCUUCCACUGUAGGCAGAGCGAGGAUAUUUUUCUGCAGCAGUAUUUCCUGACUGAUACAAGUGGAAUAUUUCGAAUUUCUCUAGCUUUUUCUUCAGGUCUCUUGAAGUUCCAUGAGUCGCAGUUUUUUUUUUUUUUUUUUUAAUUGAACGGGAUUGUAUCCUUUGAGAAACUUCUUGUCGAAGUCCCAUACACUUGGUUAUUGUGUAUUUUUUAAGAAUAGCACAUUAAUUAUAUAAUUGAUUGUGACUCUCUUUGUAGUUUAUAAA